CAGAAAUAUUGUUUAAAAAUGGCGGCAAAGGUUGGCAAUGUAACUAGGGAAAGUUGUUUACAUCGACUAUUUUAAAUCAGAAAUAUGCCAGGAGUUGUGAAGAAGACUGUGGUGUGCUACGUCUGCGGGAGAGAGUUUGGCUCAUCUUCUGUUUCAAUACAUGAGCCUCAAUGCUUGAAGAAAUGGCAUGCAGAAAAUGGCAAACUGCCUAAAGGCCAAAGGAGAAAGCCACCAGUCAAACCAGAAUUUUUACCAUCAAUUGGAAGUGAUUCAAAUGACCGGGAGCGCUUCAAUGAAGCAGCUUGGCAGAGUGCUCAAUCACAGCUGCUGCCUUGUGAGAACUGCGGCCGUACCUUCGCCCCAGACAGACUCCCCAUCCAUCAAAAGGGAUGCAAGCCAGAUAACCCAAUGCAGUUAAAGGUUAAAACAGGAGGAUCAGGUUCAAAUCAGAAUGGCUCUUCAGACGACCAGGCUCGCCCCAAAACCGUCAAACUUUCGGCCCCGAAAGUCUUGCAUAAAACGAACGCUGUAGACCUAGAGAAACAGACAACAAGAGACAACACUAUUCCACAACAGAGAAAUAGCACCAGUACCCCAUCUUCAGAAGGAUCCAGCACUCCCGUUAGCACAGGUCCCGGUUUACAACGGGAGGGUACUUACACAUCACCCAAUCAGCCGCCGCAAAAGUCUAAGCCAGCUCCUCCAGCUCCCGGCUUCGUUUUAUGCUAUAUCUGUGGAAGGAAAUUUGGAUCAAAGUCGUUAGAAAUACAUGAACCCCAGUGCCUUGAAAAAUGGAAGAUUGAGAAUGAUCAAUUGCCAAAAUCUCAGCGACGUAAACCACCCAAGAAACCAGAGAUUGCUGGAGGGUCUGGAGGGAGUUAUGACGUUGAAGCCAUGAACAAAGCUGCCUGGCAGAGUGCACAGAGCCAACUUUUACCUUGUGACCGAUGUGGCCGAACCUUUGCCCCGGAUCGUCUAGCAGUUCACCAGCGUGCCUGUAAAGCACCCCCGGGUGCCGCCAAGCCAGCGGCUACUGGACGUGGCAGUGGGUCCUCAUCAGGGAGCUCUGGUGGUCAAGCGUCACCAACUAAAUCCAAAGCUGCUCCUGCCGGUCCUCAGUUUGUACUGUGUUACAUCUGUGGCAGAAAGUUUGGAACAAAAUCUGUUUCUAUUCAUGAGCCUCAAUGCCUUGAAAAAUGGAAAAUGGAAAAUGACCAAUUACCAAAAGGACAGAGACGUCCUGUUCCAAAAAAGCCUGAAGUGUUAAAAGCUGCGGGUGGUAGCUAUGAUGUUGACGCCAUGAACGAGGCAGCGUGGCAGAGUGCUCAGGCUCAGCUCAUACCUUGUGGUAACUGUGGGCGAACUUUCGCACCUGAACGCCUUUCAGUACACCAGCGAAGCUGUAAGCCGAAAGGUGGGGCAGCAAGUAUGGGUACCUCUUCGACCUCGGCACCCCUUAGCCAGACCUCUGGCGGGAUGAUGGGAGGUAACCCCAAGGGAUCUUCACCUCCAAAAGGAGGACCAAGGACUGUGGUAUGUUACAUUUGUGGGAGAGAGUUUGGAAGCAAAUCUUUACCAAUCCAUGAGCCUCAAUGUCUGGAGAAGUGGAAGAUAGAAAACAGGAAACUGCCAAAGGAACGUCGUCGUCCUAUGCCCAGGAAACCAACAACUGAAGAUGGGGCCUCACUUACGAGGGAGCAGAUGAAUGAUGCAGCAUGGGAAAAUGCCAAAUCUCAGCUGAUUCCUUGUGAAAAUUGUGGGCGUCGCUUUGCUACAGACAGACUGGAUGUCCAUCAGAGAUCAUGUAAACCUAAGGAUGGUAGCCCACCAAAACCAGCCAAGCAGGCUGCACCUCCUCGUAAGCCGAAUUUCAUGGUAUGUUACAUUUGUGGUCGGGACUUUGGUAGUAAGUCAAUCUCUAUACACGAACCGCAGUGUCUGCAGAAAUGGUCCAUAGAGAACAGCAAACUGCCUCGACACCAACAGAGACCAUUACCGAAGAAACCAGAGAUACAAAAUAUCUCAGGUACUGGAUCAUACAGUGUUGAAGACUUCAACCAAGCUGCUUGGGAGAGCGCUCAGGCCCAGCUUGUCCCUUGUGAUAACUGUGGACGUACGUUUAUGCCGGACCGACUGACUGUACAUCAGAGAAGCUGUAAGCCAAAACCUCCCAAGGAAGCCUGAAGACUGGGAUUGUGGCUUACAGCCAUAAGGAAUGAGGUCUAGAUAAUGAGGAUAGUACUAGUGAUGAGUUGACCGAUUGCUCAUGAAAGUUUUAUAGAAAUGAAAAUUUUUAAAGCAAAUUUUUAAUUUGUUGAACCAGAAUAAGUUUUGAAGAAAAAAUAAAUUAAUUGGUAGAAAAUGAUUUCCAAUCUGAAUUUUUAAUUAAGAGUGAACAUUAGGUGGAUUAAUUUACAUAAUAGAUUAUUUGAGCUUAGGUCAGGUGACAUUUAAAUAAGAAAUCUGAAGAAAAAAUCAGAAUUUGGUUUUAAAGAACACCCACAUGAUAUUUUUUUUUUUAACUUUUUGAAGUGUUUUUCCCUUUAAUUUAUAUAUAUGCCACCUGCUCAAUCAUGUACAGUAUAACAAAAUUGUAGUUUGCUAUAUUUUACAAUGUCACUUUGUUAUACUGCCAUUCAGUCAAGUUAUGUCAUUUCAGAAAAUAGGAAAAGGGGCAUUAAAAAAUAGUGGCACUAAACAAUAUUAAUGCAAAUGAACAUUGAGACGAUGGACAUUUGAUAUCAAGGUUCCAUCAAGCAUUGUGAAUAGAUCUAAAUAUGAAAGAGUAUUUUUAUUUAAUUGAUUAAUUAUUGGUACGUUUUGUUAUAAAAGUGUUUUUGUUUAGAUUAGCUAUACAUACUUACAAUAAUCCUUGAUGAUUCUUACCUAAAUAUUUUUUGCUGAGAAAUAUUUUUGAGAUUCACAGGUGCUUAUAUGAUUUCUCUGUGAUUUUAUCCAAAUAAAUUAACACUCAAUAAAUUACAAUCUGCCCAACUGUACAAAUUGGUAUCGGCACAUACACUCAUGCAACUUCUGAUUAUAAUCACCUCACCUAUAAUAUAUGGACUACCAGUAACUUUUUUUCUGGAUGUAAAGCAAAUUUUUAUCAGACACAGGUUCAAUUAAUAUAGAAAUAUAUUCAUGCUGUAUAGAGGUUUUUGAUACUACAGAGAUUUGUUCGAAUUAAUUUGAAUAUAACCCAGUGCUCAAGUGAUUCAGAUGCAUCCCACGUGCUUGGUAAAAUGUUUCCAUAAAUUAUGAUGUAUUGUUAAGGUUGAUGUUCUGUUAUAGCAACUCGUAUUUAUGUUCAAAAUAUAUAUUCCAUGUCAAAAAAUUGUAAAAUGAAUGAAAAAAUCUUUUCCUCGAUCUCCACUUCUCAUUAACAUUUUUCAGCAAAUCUCUUCAGUCUUCUUCAAUAUUAUUGAGUAUAUCUAUUUCUGAUUGACAAUUCUCAGCUGAACUUUGUAUAUUGUUGAGUAUAUCUAUUUCUGAUUGACAAUUCUCAGCUGAACUUUGUAUAUUGUUGAGUAUAUCUAUUUCCGAUUGACAAUUCUCAGCUGAACUUUGUAUAUUGUUACAUUCUUUGUUAUAUUAACUUUAUGAUUACAGGGUGACUUCUGUGUAUGGCAGGGUCAGGUUGACCUGACACUUUGACCUUUGUGUAGAAUGUUUAAUGCUACAAGAGACUGCUUGUUAAGGCUCAGUUUAUCAAGUUUUGAAAGCAAUUCCAUUAUCUAUGAAAAAGUUCAAGAGAGCAUCUAAGCACCUGAUCCCUAUUGCAUGAAGUGGGUCCGUCCACCUAUAAAUAAUUUUCUAUAAGUGUUACAUACUGUGUUUAUCUUGUAGAAGCCCCUGCCUGGUAAUAGCCCACCCAUAUUUAUUGACCCUCAUGAUAAGUAGGAUUGCAAGCAAAUGCUUUUUCAUUGUCCUGUAAUAAGCCCACCCCUACGUUGAUUAUCAUUUUGUUUGUUACCCACCUAUAGCCAUGAAUACACCUGUAAUUAAUUUCAUUAUUUAUGAUAAUCAGUGUAUGUUAUGGUAUUACACACCUUUACUGUAAAUACUUGUUAAUACAAAUACUAUUUUCUUGAUGACAAUUAUAAUUUGAGGAAGAUUACAUUACAAGAUAUAUAUAAAGAUGUGUCAAUGAGGUGAAUGAUCUGAACACAUGAAAUGCUUAUGACCAUCUCCCAACUGUUGAAUAGAAUUAAUGAUGUUUUCAUUAUCACAUUUAUGUUACUAGUUUUCCUGUUAGGUUGUACAUGGACUAUCAAAUAUUUUGUCAGGAGUUGAUAGAGAUGAAAUGUGCAAUCAAAGUUUGUAUAAGAGCUUCUGUAUACUUGGGAAUUUUGCACAGUCCAACUUUUGCCAUUCACCAGGAAUUCCAUGUAUAGCUGCCCAGUUUUGAUUUCUCCCUUUACAUUUACGGUAAUCACUAUGACUAUUAUGUUGUUUACCAAUGUUCACUGAAAUGUUAAAUUUGCCUUCAUUGCGAACGACGAAAAAGUCGAAUAUGAAACUGCAGUGAAAAUUUCCUGGUAUACAGUAUUUAGGAAUUAUCUAACUUGUUACGCUUCAAUGCGUGUGAGGCACAAUUUGUCAUCAUCUUCUAAUGAGUGACCAAAUAUGGUUAAUCAUUAGCAGGUAUCUCUGUCGACACCGAGGUGUGUUUGGUUAUCAUCUUGUGCAUAAACACCAAAUUAAUGUUAAUGCUGGCACUUGAGUUAAUUAGGCCAUUAAAAAAUAUUUUUAAAAGUGAAUAAUAAACCAAUUAAAAAAAAGGACCAUUCCAGUUGAUAAAGUGUAUAUAGAGGCUGAUUGGGUUUGGAACAGUUCUUUUUAAUUAGUUCUUAAUUUUUUUAUGACUAAACUCAAGUGCCUGUGGUGUAAAUACUGGGUAUGAUUUACUUGUCAUUGAUCUUAUGAAGUUAGAGGAUGUUGUACAUAUCAGAUACCAUUCAUCAUAUCUUUACACAAAUACUAUAUAAUAAUAUAUAUAGACAUGCACAUGUAUAAUUUGUUUGUUAGAAAGUCUACAGAUUUGUUAAUGUUUCUGACAAAAUUUUUGAGAUAUAAAUUGUUUUGAAAAAGAUUGUUUGAUAUACAUUAUUUAUUUUAAGAGUAAGUAAAAUGUUAAAUUGAAUUGUUACAAAAUAUUAUAUGUAAUUGAUCUGAAUGUUAAAAUAUCCUUGUCUAAUUUUACGACUUAUAGCUACUUCCUGUAUAUGUAUGCAUGAUGUCUCAAAACUCUCACACUUUGUUCAAUAGUCAUGCAAUCUUUUAAUUGUUAGUAAUAAUUGUAUGUUUAGGAAUUUAAAAAAAUAGAUUUUGACCAUAAUCUGACCUUGGCUUGACCUUUGCCUGAUCUUUGCCUGACCUAUUUAAAUUUGCUGUAUGUGAUAUGUUGGUUUAAUUGACCUUUGUUUGACUGAUAAUACCUAGUAAUGAAAUGAUUUGUAUAUGAAUCAUUUUCUGCAAGGUAUCAUUUUCAGUUCAGAAAUGAUUCAUCAAAGAUGGAAAAAAAAGUUUCAACAGUUUUUGGCAGUGGUACAGGGAUCCUUAAGUAGACAUUGGAUAUAUUAUCCUUGUAUUUACGACCCUUGUUAAUUUUACCCAAGUUAUCAUAUUUGAAUGAUUAUUAUUUGUUUCAAUUAUUAUGUUGUUAUACUGUGUGCUUAUUGAUGACCUAGUAAUGUUGUUUAGUUUAUAAACUGUGAUAAACCCGCUAUAUAUUUUUGGAGCUGAUUUUUGUGAUAACAAUAUACAUUUGUAAUGAUAUUACUGAAAAUCUUACCACAUGUUUUUUUUGUCUCACCAGAUUUUUGACUUCUGACAAUAUAAAACAAAUUAGCCCUGUAUUGAAUUUGCCCGUAUAUACUAUAUAUUUAUUGUAAUAUUUAACACCCAUGUUGUACUCAUUGAUGUUCUAGGGCAAAAAGGGGGGAAAUGUAUUAGAGCAAAAUUCCAGUUUGAUGGUACAUAUUUUGCCCCUGGAAUAGCAUAUAAAUACCUAUGUUUAAAACAAAAAUCUGAACCUAGUAAAAUGGCUAGCCUGUAACAUAAAUUUUCAAUAUUUCUUUUAAUUUCAAUGAAUUGAUACAGAUGGAUAUUUGUUCCAUUCAUUUAAUAUUUGUCAUAAAAUUCUAGAGUAGAGCACAAACAAAUUGAAAUCAUGCUUAGUAUAGAUAAUAAUUUUACAUGAUUUUCCCUUUUAAAGCUGUAAAUUACAUGUUUAAUGUUCAUAUCGAAUUUGAAAAUUUUAAGAAUAUUUAAUAAAAAAAAAUAAUUUAAAAAAAGGGCUUCAGAGUCAAAAGUCUCCCAUUUAUAAAUACUGAUUUGGAUGGUUUGGAAACCACAAUUUUGAAAAUCAACUAGAAAAAGACAAAAUUUCUGUACUGUACAUGCAAAUAUGAAAUGUAAUAUUUCUUUUUUUAUAUAUUUUCAUUUCAUUCCAUGCUACAAUAAACCAGCCUAAGUUAUCUAAACAAUGUCUGUGUAGUCCUCUUCCAGUGUUCCAGUCAUGAUAUUGCAUGUUUAUGUGAGAUAAUAUAGAACAUACUGUUUAUAUUUAACAAUUAUUUUAGACUCUUAAACAAAUUUCACAAUUUAUAAUAUUUUGAAAAAAAGAAAGGUAAAUAACAUGACACAUUUAAUCCUAAAAAUAAA
Molecule: messenger RNA, 6666 nt
Organism: Mizuhopecten yessoensis (Yesso scallop)
Lineage: Eukaryota; Metazoa; Mollusca; Bivalvia; Pectinida; Pectinidae
Product: zinc finger protein 474-like
Exons: 6
Coding region: 85-2184 (699 amino acids)
Source: RefSeq, a predicted model, not a curated record